This is a messenger RNA of Penicillium roqueforti, 2622 nucleotides long. RefSeq lists its product as uncharacterized. NCBI's taxonomy places the organism in Eukaryota, Fungi, Ascomycota, Eurotiomycetes, Eurotiales, Aspergillaceae. The transcript has 3 exons. The record is from RefSeq and is a predicted model, not a curated record. The coding region runs from base 1 to 2622 and encodes 873 amino acids.
AUGAGACCUCCCUGGGAGCUGAAAGAGGGUCUUUCCCAGCGGCUGCGUGGGAAGCUUGAAUCUGCAGCCAUCGUCGCCCUCGAAAUCGCCAGAUCACCUCAGGACCAUCUUAAUCGUGGCUGGGCAGCCUCGCGCGCAUAUUUCUUUUCGGUCAUUUUCAUCUCCCUCGUGCUUUCCAAGGCUUUCCAUAUCUACGCCCAUCUCAAUGCGCUGUCGGUCCUGUCCCUUCUCGCCUGGGGUCCCACCUUCUUUUUGCUGGAUAUCCUGCUCAUUCUGGGCGCGCGCAGUCUCGCCCGAUCGUACGAAUGGCGAACGACUCGGGAUAUAGCAGCCGUAUUCACUGCGCUAUUCAGUCUAUAUGCCUCGUCAAUGAUUUCCGCCAACAUCUCCUUUUAUAUCCACAAGGGCAUGGAGAUCCACUGGCGCAUAUCGAGUGGCUUCCACAAGGACAAGCCCGCCGCCACGCUUGUUUUGUCAGCCCUGUUCGUCGCUAUCCUGCUCGAGACGUCGAUUUUGGUAGGCGCAUUCUACGCCACACCGUAUCUAUCCCGGGUCACUGCAGCCUUCCUGAGGGUCUGGGCUGCAGUAAUUUCCGCGACCUAUCGCUACUUCCGUCCGAAUAAGCAAGCUCUGCCACACCCAGAUACCUAUGAAGAAAUCGCAAUCGAUGAUUAUGAACUCGGUGAUGACAGCGACUCCUUAUCGUUGCUAGAUGCGCCCCGAGACCCGCCUGUACGGAAGAGUCAGGCAUUGCUCAAGCCCGCUAUUGUCGUAUCGUGCAGCGCAAUUCUACUUUUCCUCCGUGUCGUUCGUCCCCACGAUAUGACUUACAGUUUCCUCUCCGCAUCUCUGCCUCUCGCACCUUUUGGCGGCCUCAGGUUCGGGUCCUCUCAACGAGGUGUGGUGUCGUUACCGGGCGAUUUCCGCUGGCUAGAAGACAAAAAUACUCUGGACUCCUUCCCGACAUUCGAUUGGUUACAUACGGGUGAUGCAGCGACUGCCUUCCCGGACUGGUCUCCCUUCCGCAUAAGUCACUUCAACAAUACCGCACCUAACGAGUAUUUGUACGAACACUACAACCCGUUGAAAGAUCCGCUACACUUUCCCAAUCUCCAGAACGAAAUUCUGGAGCCUAUACGUGACGUGCUUCACAGCGGAGACGUCAAGAUCAAACAUAUUAUUCUCAUCAAAUUAGAAAGCAAUCGGCAGGACGUCUUUCCCUUCCGCUCCGACUCUUACAUCAUGGAGCACCUGAAAAAGUCUUGGGAUGGAAAUGUCCCUGAGGAAGUUAUGGAUAAACUCUCCAAUCUCACCCCUAUCGCCCAAAUGUUCACCGGAUUUGAGACUGGUUUCAAAGAGAAUAAGGAUCGUCCAAAGCCCUAUGGUGGCCUCAGCGCGAAAAAUGCUUAUACAUCCGGUACAUACACCAUGAAAAGUAUUACAGGCACUAUGUGCGGUGUGAGCCCUAUGCCUGUCCAAGGUAAUCUUGAGUACCUGCAUGAUAUUUAUCAGCCUUGCCUACCGCACAUAUUCCACGCUUUGAGCCAACAAUCAAAUAUCACUAGUGAUACUGAGGAUUGGACCUCCUGGCCGUGGCAUUCUAAGUGGAUGCAGUCCCAUUAUGGUACCUGGGACCACCAGGAGGAUCUUACUCCUGUCAUGGGAUUCAAAGAUAUCACAACCAAAGAAUCAAUCAAUGAAGCCGGCGCUAUAUACAUACCAGAGGAGCCAGAGGAAGAGCAGAAAUAUGGUCACCCGGAUCAUACACUAAAGAACUAUAUGCGGGACGCAUUUGCCGAAGCUAAGAAGAAUAAUACUCGCCUCUUUAUCGGUCACCUAACUCACAAUACCCAUACUCCUUGGUUUAAGCCUGGUGAAUACGAGAAAUUCUUCGGGAAUGGCAUUGGAUGGAACGAUAACUUGAACCGGUACCUCAAUACUAUCAAGUAUCAGGACAACUGGCUAGCCUCUAUCCUUGAGAUUCUCGAAGAGGCUGGGGUCGGUGAUGAAACCCUGCUUGUCAUGGCAGGAGACCACGGUUUAUCUCUUCCAAAUGAUGGUGGUAUAACGGCCAACCAUGACCCCCACGUCGGCAGUUUCCACGUUCCCCUACUCCUCGCCCAUCCUAAGCUACCCCCGAUCGAAAUCAGUGGCGCCGUCCUUUCGACUCAAAUGCUCCCCAGUAUCCUCGAUAUUCUAAUCGAAACCUCCAAUAUCAACGAACAGUCGGCACAUAUACUGAAGGACCUGCUUCCUAUAUACGAAGGCCAGUCGUUGCUACGCCCACUUAUAUCCGAGCAGGAUAAGAAGUCAGAAUGGCACUUCUCCACGAUGAACCCUGGAGGAACGUGGGUCUCUAUGCGAGCAGCCGGGAAACCGUACCGUCUUGUCGUGCCGCUUAUCCCCGAUGCCCCGUGGCGAUUCACCAAUGUCGUCGCCGACCCACUCGAGUUCAGUCCCGAGGAAGACACCGACAUCGUGUCCUUGUUUGAUGCCGUCCAGACACGGCACGGGCCCGAAGCCGCGAGGUGGCUUAGCGAGGCCGCCCAUGUGUCGCAGUGGUGGAUUGCAGAUAACUUCCGACGCUGGAAGUAUAGUCCCGAUGAACCGAAAACAUCUUGA